GAAAGCUCGAGAGCCGAUUGUGCUUUCCCGAAGUUGGAGAGGAUUUGGCUAUAUUAUGUCUCGAAGAAGUACCUCACUUUCACCACCAAGGCGAAGAUACAGAAAGCGCUCGCGGUCCAGGUCGUCUUCGUCUGAUAGCUCAAGAUCUGGUUCGCAAAGACGAAGAUCACUGGCAGGAAAAGCACAAAGGCGCUUACUUGGGAACAUCGUUGUUCAUGAUCACCGCACAAAUCAGGAUGAGCUGAAAAGCAACGACCCUGCAUUGUUAGCGUGUCGCGUUUUCAUUGGAAAUUUGCCAACCGAUAGGAUGGUCAAAUCAGAUCUUGAAGAGUGGUUUAAAAAAUAUGGAAAAGUUAUAGGAUGUUCCCUGUUUAGAGGAUAUGGUUUUGUCCAGUUUGAAAAUGAAGAAUGUGCUAGGAAGUCCGUAGAGGCAGAAAAAGGAUCUCUGUAUAAAGGCUUUAGACUUGAUGUAAAGAUGGCUGCAGAAGGCAGACGUCCGGGUGGUGGACGACGAGCGCGAACACCCCCACCCCAUGAUGCUGGUUAUGAUGCUUUCAGGGAGCGUAGUCGUGACAGGUCUCCCCUGGAAGACAGAAGAAGAGACCUCUACAGACGAGAUGAUCCAUAUGAUAGAGCUCUACCUGAUCCGAGAGACGACCCCUAUAGGAGACCGCCACCGCCAUUGCAUCCUGAAGAUCCGUACCUAAGGGCUCCACUACCUCCGAGAGAUCCGUACAGAAGAGAUCCAUUUGCUCCCCCUGCUGACCCCUACUUUAGGGAUGCACUACCACCACCACCCUUUGACCGCCCAGCAGGGCCCCCACCAGGCCCAACUGGACCCGAAAGACCGCCAUAUGAUUGUGUCAUUGUUCUUCAUAAUAGACAACAAAUGGGUUAUGCAGAAAUGGUCGAGAGACGCAUGAAACAGAACAUGAUGGCUGUUGACAUUCAGGUGUUACUCGAGAACGAAUCACCGCAAGUUCUAAUAGAUGGUGCUACGAGACGAAAUAUUCCGUAUGCAGCUGUGAUCAACCAUCAGAAUGAGGUUCAUCAGUCAAUCACGAUAAAUAUCUUGCAUGGCACGCCACAAGAGCACAGGAACAUGCCCCUUGAUGACGCUAUGACUCUCGUUACGCGUAACUUUGAACAGUUUGUCAAGAAAGUCUGCGAAAAGGAGGUGGGGCCACAGGUUAAAAGUGGCAUUGUCCCACCGGACGGUCAACUGACAUAUCUUCUAAAUCUAUUAGCGGAUGGGCGUCACCUGACGCUCGAGGAGCUCGAUAAAGUAAAAGCUUUUGUUGAUCAGAGGCGCAACAGGAUGAUGGAAGCUGAGGGUAAAACACCAAAUGGUGGGCCUUUGGACAACCAGCGAAACAAUGCACCACCACCAGUCACCAACCGGGCUCCAGUCCGACCUGGUGCCCCAUUAUCUCAGCAGUUGCAGCCAGUCAGUGGCCAGAAGGAUGAAGUGGCCAUCAUUAAACAACAAGCAGAAUUGCAGGCAAAGAUCCUAAGUAUUCUCAAUACGUCGUCAGCUUCUCCUAGCCCGGUUCCCGCCUCUUCUCGUGGGGUAAACAACAUGCAGUCACAAGCACACAUGGGGACAGGUCAUGCAGAAACGCAGUCGGUUGCCAGUAAUAAUCGCACGCCAAGUCUAGCUGGAUUUCGUAACCAGAUGCCGAACCAACAGCAAUCAGGUCCCCCUCCUGGUCAACAAUACGGGGGGAACCAGCCGCAGAACCAGCGACAGCAGCAGCAGCAGCAGCAGCAGCAGCAGCAGCAGCAACCGCCGCAGCGAAGUGGUGGAUCUCUUCCACUCAACUUGGACAAUCCUAAUAUCCAAAAAGCUUUGGAUAACUUAAUUCAGAGUGGCCCGUCGUUGAUUAAGAGCAUUUCAAAUUCACAGUCUGGCAUGCCUGUUGGGAUUCAGUCCGCAGGAAUGCAGGCGCGUGCUCAUGAGCAGCAGAUCAUGAAUCGGCAUCGUGGCCCUCCACCACCACAAGCGCAGAAUCAAAUGCAGAGAGCGCCAAUGCAGCAACAGGGGAUGCGGAUGGCAACCAUGCAGCAGCAGCAGCAGCAGCAACAGCAACAGCAGAUAAUGCAAGCUCAGCAGCAGGCAGUCAUGCAGAUGAACAUGAUGCAGAUGGGAAUGAGACCGAGGUUCUGAAAGACUGAAUCGUUCUUUUGAGUUUAGCAUUUAGAACAUUGGCAACACAAGAUUUUGUGACAUGGGACUUCGGAAAGAUUUAUGUGCCAUCUUUUUCACAGCAAGAUAGAUGUGAUGUGCUCUGUGGCAGUUUCAAGCAAAAAUCAGGCAUAUCAAUUUAUUGAUGCAUUGAUGAAGGUUGGGUGAUUUUUAUGGGGUAGGUCAUGGUGUUGAUUCACUGUGAAAGUUUUUUUAAGUUGAUAAAAUGUCAAGAAAGUGAUGGUUGGAAUUGAAUACAUUGUACGAAUACCUUAUUCUUGGGAAUAAACAAUUUACUGAUGGACAGGAUUGUGAGGAAAUUGUAAUCUUUCUUAAUUAAAUGAGGUGUAAGUUUGAAUAUUGAUAUGUAUCAUCAAAAUUCUUCAGUGGCCUUUCAUUUGUUAAUGUUAAUUAGGAGCACAAGGAUGUCAAUAAAUUGGAGUACAUGGAAAGAUCUGACUAGAUACAGACUCGUCUUUAUGCCCUUCUACUCCUCAUUGUUGAAAAGGGUGACCUACAGUACAUUAGUGGAUAAUCUCUUGUUGUUUUAUGUAGUGUUUGUCAGUGUCUUCACAAUGUCAGUUGACCAUUCGUAAGAUUGGAUGUAGAUCCUGUCUGCUGGUGCCUGAGAGAUUCUUGGUUGAAUUCCGACACGGGGAAAUUUUCCCAUGCUAUUGGUCUACUGCAGGCUUCUUAAUAAAAUGUACAUUGUCAUUAAAAAACUCAUUGAAGUUGUAAGAAUUUUUGUGAUGUACCGUCUUUGUAUCCAAGUUUUCAUAAUAUUGUUUCAUAAAAUUACAUUGGAUGAUUUUAAAAUCUGUUGAUUAUUUCUUUUUUCCCAAUUCAGUAACUGUUAUAUUUUGUUGAAAUAAUGAAAUGCUCUUGUUUGCUGGUUUUCUUGGGAAUUGGACCAUGGUAAGGUUUGCCAAAGGGAAGUCUUCAACCAAACAAAAAAUUAUACUUUGUUUACUGUCAAUAUCCCAUGCAAAGGUUAUGGUUAGAGUACACAGGCAAGUUGGGUUUAUAAUCAUCAUAAAAACACUACUGUCUUGUUGACAGCUUCUGUCACUGUUCUAUAGCUUGCAGAUCUCAUUGUAGUCCCAUGACAUGGCUAAACGAUUAAGUGUUUGGCUCACUUUGGUUUCCUGUAGGUUAUCCUAGUUUGACCAUUGCAUUUUACUUGUGCUGACACAAACAUUUUGGGGGAAGCAAGCUUCAUGUCAUUCAGCUGGAUUUUCAAAUUCAAGGGCUACUUGUCUCCAAUUUAUUGCCGAUUUCAGUAGUAGUCAAGUCUGGCCCCAGGUUCUAUUUCUUGUAAUAAAGGUCUAUGUCUUUUUAUAAA
Molecule: messenger RNA, 3527 nt
Organism: Lineus longissimus
Lineage: Eukaryota; Metazoa; Nemertea; Pilidiophora; Heteronemertea; Lineidae
Product: nuclear receptor coactivator 5-like
Exons: 9
Coding region: 56-2167 (703 amino acids)
Molecular function (GO): RNA binding
Source: RefSeq, a predicted model, not a curated record